AUGGAUCACCAUGGCGGAUCGUAUGCAUCGCCUUGGGCUGCUGUUUUAAGUCAUCACGGAAUGCCUGGAAGUGAACAUCAUCCGGGUUUUGCCGCUGCACAUCAUUCAAACUACAGUGUUCCUAUGGAUUUACAUGUUCCUCAAAGUUUUUCAUACUACAGAUAUCGCGAAGAUCCUUUUUGUUGGGCUGAAAGAAAACCAACGUUGGAAGAAGUACAAGCUGCGAGUUCAGCAAAUCAACGCAUUUUGGAAUUACGAAAGGAGAAAAGUCGCGAUGCAGCAAGAAAUCGUCGAGGCAAGGAAAAUUACGAAUUUUACGAGUUGGCGAAGAUGUUGCCGCUUCCCGCUGCGAUUACGAGUCAACUUGACAAGGCAUCCAUCAUAAGACUGACAAUUAGUUACCUAAAGUUGCGUGAUUUUUCGCAGCACGGAGAUCCAUCGUGGACUCGUGAUUCGCUCUCAACGAGCAGCAAAAUAUUGAAAAGUGCAUCAGCACGUCGUACCGCUGCGGGAAUGGCUGUCGAACUGUUCGAACAACAUCAAGGAACGCACAUUCUCCAAAGUUUAGAUGGAUUUGCGUUGGCUGUCGCUGCUGACGGACGCUUUUUGUACAUUUCGGAGACAGUUUCAAUUUAUCUCGGAUUGUCACAGGUUGAAAUGACAGGCAGCUCCAUCUUCGACUAUGUGCAUCACGGAGAUCAUGCAGAAAUCGCCGAGCAACUUGGCUUAAGUCUCGCCAGCGGAAAUACGGGAAUGAAUUCGCCGCAUUCGAUACAUUCAGACGAGCCGGGAUCAUCUCAUGGCACGAACAAUCCAGACGUUGCUGCUCAAAUGACAUUAAGCUCAAAUAGUGCUUACAAAGGCUACGAUCGAGCAUUUUGCAUCAGAAUGAAAUCAACUUUAACAAAAAGAGGAUGUCAUUUCAAAUCUUCUGGAUAUCGGGCGUCGGAAGAGGCAAGCGAAAAAUUAACGGUUGUCAAUCCGGGCGGGAAAGGCGGUAAAACGACAUCGAAUCAUUAUGUGGUCGUUUUGGUACUUUGUCGUCUCCGAACGCAAUACAAUUUCACACAAUCUAAAAAGUCACAACCACAAUUGAUGGGAAUUGUUGGAUUAGCUGUUGCUUUACCUCCGCCAUCGAUUCAUGAGAUAAGGUUAGAGUGCGAUAUGUUCGUUACAAGAAUUAAUUUUGACUUUACCAUUGCGCAUUGUGAACCAAGAGUUACAGAUUUGUUAGAAUAUACUCCUGAAGAGCUCUUGGGGCGAAGUAUUUAUUCCUUAUGUCACGGUGAAGAUGCUUCAAAACUCAGAAAAUGUCAUACUGAUUUGAUCAACAAAGGACAAGUUCUCACACAUUACUAUCGAAUUAUGAACAAAAACGGCGGAUACACAUGGAUUCAAACAUGCGCGACGGUUAUUUGCAGUUCGAAGAACGCUGAUGAGCAAAAUAUCAUUUGUGUCAACUACGUUGUGAGUCGCAAAGAAAACGCAAAUCUCAUUUUAGACACUUGCCAAAUGGAUUCCGUGAAAUUGGAAGAUAUGGAAACGUCUCGCAUGGAACAUAGUUCAGAUUCGCCAGGUAGCGGUCCAUCGAAUGAGGGAAAUAACGGAAGAAAUGCACGAAAUUCGACAGAUUUGAAGUCUUCAAAGGCAAAAAGUAGGGAGGAACGACAAAGUCGAAGAGCAAAUGCUGUCAAUGGAGGCGAUGGAAAUACAACGAAUUUAAAUUUAGCAACAGAAAAAGUUACUGAGCCACAGCAAAGUACACGAGGAAGAAAGAGAAAAGUCAAGUACGUGCCAACGACGAAGGAAGAAGAGGAAAAUGAAGGAGUUUCAAGUGCAAAAAUUGCGAAUAUUGAAGAAAAUGGAGGAGCGGAUGAAAGUAAUCGAGCAGAAACUUCGGUGAAAGAUUUGGAAACUGCAAUGUCAAAACAUUUGCCAUCGACAACAGAUUUCAGUACAGACACACUUUUGAAGCAUCAACAACAAGCGCAGCAAAGUCCCGAGAAAUCUUGGAGCAAUACAGGACAUUUUCAUCAACAAACAGGCGCUCCAAUGCCUGCUACAGCUUUGUUACGACAACUUUACGCAAAUCGUGAGAGUGUUAUUCGUGCUACAACGUCUCGAUCGGGUAAUGGAAGCUUCUAUCCAGAAACGAUUCAAUCAAGUGCAUUACCAACUCCCCCGGGCAGUGAAUCCUCUUACGAUACGCAAUACACAACUUUACAUCAUCAAAAACCCUCAGAUGCAUUCACGAAUCUCGUUUCCGCUUACGGAACAUAUUCAUCCGCCGCAAUGGAGUAUCAAAGUGCAAUGACGCCCCCAUCUUCGGUGUCUCCUCGUGAUUCUUCCUCGCAUCAUGUCGCCAAUAAACAUUCGUCGACAUACGAUUCGUACAUUUCUUCAGUUUAUUCGGAGCAAAAUUCUUCGGAAUCGUCGUUGCCGCCAUUGCCAUUGAAGCCACAGGCGUAUUCAGCAGCUGCAGCGAUGCACAGUUCAAUUGCCGAUAGUUACAGCAGUGCAAUCGAUCAAUCGCAAUACUUUCCGCAUCCAACGGGAUUUCAUUUGUAUCACAAAGGACAGGGAUGGUAUUCGACGCCGACUUAA
Messenger RNA from Culicoides brevitarsis, 2604 nucleotides. RefSeq names its product protein trachealess-like. The record is from RefSeq and is a predicted model, not a curated record. Gene Ontology annotation, molecular function: DNA-binding transcription factor activity, RNA polymerase II-specific; protein dimerization activity; RNA polymerase II transcription regulatory region sequence-specific DNA binding. Gene Ontology annotation, biological process: regulation of transcription by RNA polymerase II. Bases 1 to 2604 code for a protein of 867 amino acids. NCBI's taxonomy places the organism in Eukaryota, Metazoa, Arthropoda, Insecta, Diptera, Ceratopogonidae. The transcript has 13 exons.